Molecule: messenger RNA, 7108 nt
Organism: Spirodela intermedia
Lineage: Eukaryota; Viridiplantae; Streptophyta; Magnoliopsida; Alismatales; Araceae
Source: the annotation of a GenBank genome assembly
AUGACCAAAGAAAAGGAGGGGGGGAGAGAGAGAGAAAGAGCACUUAAUAGGAGGUCAGGUGAGAGGUGGACCUUUUCUUCUUCGAUCAUUGGUGCAAGCAUUCGGUGGUUCUUUGUGAUCCCCCAUUCAUCUGUCAUUUAAGUAGCAGGGUGGGUUACAUCUCCAGGAGGUACCCUUUGAAGAAGGUUAUGAUAGCUGCUUGCAAUGGUGGAAAACACCAACAAGAUUGUGUACCUCAAUGCCUCCAUUAGUCAGGGGAGUGUCAGUGCUGAGAUCACUCCUGGUUGCCAUCAUGACGGGUGUUGUCUGUACAUUGGAUAUGGCUAAAGAUGACUUUUGAUGGUUUGGAUAUAGUAGACAUUUUAUACUUGGGUUCAAUGAGAGUGAUGAUGGUAUCUUCUUCUCGUGGUGGUCAGUGGAGAAAAUCACAUUUAACAGACUUGCUAUGGUAAGGCACACGAAUACAGUUUUAUCUCGUAGAUGACAGAGAUCAUAGGUGACCUAAAGCUCCCAAGAAAGUAAUGGGAUACAAAUUUUUCCUUUUGCGUGGUUACCUAUGCCUCAAAGGCAGAGGCAAGUUGUUUAGCAUCUGGAGGAAGAGGUUAGUUGAUUACACUACAAAAAAGAGAUGUUUUCUUUUUCUUCUGAAUCAUGUGUAUACUGAACUGAUAAAAAAACUGAUGAUACCUGACCCGAUCAUCGAAUAAUUAUACUGCCAGCUUGAAAAUUGAUGUAGGGAGUAGUCUAUAAGAAUAUCCUGCGGAACUAAAUUGAAAAGUAAAAAGUGUGUCGAAUGAGAAGAGACCAGUUAGUUGAAAAAACUGAGAAAUCAAAGGGAAAAAAGGAGAAAAAAUGUAAAGGAAAAAGGCAAAGAAAGUGAAGAACCAUGAUUUGACUCCUUGUUGCUGAAAUUGGUGGCAGCAGCAGCUGAAGCACCAAUAUCAUCCGCUGCAGCUCUUCUCUAUAUGUAGCAUUCUUUUCUUCUAUUUGUCUGCCUCCUUUUCUUUAUAAUUUCUGUCAAACUAGGAUCUCGAUCUUCUUGUUCAGGUCUUCACCCUCCCCUCUCUCACUGUAGCCACCCAGAAAUCCCUUUAGUGUAGAUUUCCGAAAAGUCAUUCUUCAAUUAACCUCUACACCUGUUUAAAUACCGGUUACAUCUAUAGUAGACCAAACCCACCCUCUUAUUUUGACGAAACAAAGGAGCCCAUUAAGUAGUCCAUAACUGACUUACAUAAGGGCCCAAAUAGAAGAGCGGCUCUACAUAAGGAAAUACACACAACGAAAUCCUAGCUUGUCUGACAGUUUCUUCUUUUUAUACUUCUUCUCUCCCCCUUUCUCUUUUCCUUCCGUUUGACCAGCCAGACUUAAGGAGAAGCAAUAUAUCAUAAAUAGUUUCAAAUUUUACAAAUGAUUUUUCAAGUCUAAUAAGAUAAAUUCCCAUCAGUCAUUCUUAAUUUCUAAAAUUCUAAUUGGCUUCUUUUUCAAUGCACCGGAAAUUGUACUAGAUCCCAGUCUGAUCACCCAGUCCUGAUGCAUAUGAACCUCUUUUCAUAUGCAUGGCAUCCACCUGGUUUAAUCCUCCACGCUUCUGCUGCUGAUUGAAUUGAUUUUAUAUUACCCUGGCAUAGACUCUUAGAGAAUUCACUAAUUGGAAGUUGGUUGCUUGAAUCUUUCUGCAAGACUAAGUGGUGACAAAUGUCCAUCCCAUCAUGUUUCCCGUUCGUGUUAUCCUAAUAUUUUGGUACAUUAGAUUCUUUUUAUUUUUUAAAAAAUUUCUGAUAACGUUGUUUGCUGCGUUAUGCUGACUUGUUUGUCAUAUCAUACUCUAAUGCGUUUUUUCUUUCAGCUUCAGUAUUUCUCCUUUUGGGGAAAAAAGAAAGAGUUUCUAUAUGCUUCUCUUUCUGGGGCAUCAUUGUUUAUGUUAGCUAGCUUAUCCUAAUGCUCGAAUAGCAUGAUAUGCAGGUUCCAAUUCUGGUUUGAAUCCCAUGCACAAUCCACUGGGGCACAACGUGGUGCUUGGGGCAGUCAACUUAGCUGAUCCAGGGGAUGCUGGUACUUCGGAUUUUAAUCAGGUUAGGCUGUCUAAGAGAACUUCUAGGGCAUUUGUAUUCAUUUCCUUGCUUAUGUUCCUUGUUACGGAAUAAAAUAUACUAUCUUACCCCCUAGGAUAGCUGGCUUCAGGGGAGGUUGUCCUGUGUAUCGUUUCCUAUUUUCGAAGUCUUUAAUGCUACUUAUUAGUAUUCAACAAUAUAUUUCAACAUAAACAUGAAACUUUGCUUCAUUAAUUUUUCGGUGAUAGUUUCUACUGUUCUUCUCAUUUGUUUCAUUGUUCUAUGUUGGCAGGUCUUCUCAGCUUUAUUCAAUUCUCUUGGACUCACCAAUAUUGGAAUGGCUAGUGAAAGGCUAGAUUCCAGGGUAUUUACAAAUAUGAUGAGAAUAUUCGGUAAUUUGAAUCUGAUAUUUAUUAUUGGUGAACGUUUGGUUUUAAAUAAAGGAAUUCUUCUGGCAGGAUGUGAACUAUGGCAGAUCGGAGAGAACAGCCGGAAGUGGUGUUUCAGCAACUGCCCAGUCUGAAGCCAGCCUGGGUGUUGGGAGGGCUGAAAUCAGCCCUCAUCAGAGUGCUUUUGGACCUCAAAGUGUCCAUUAUUUGGGGCAGCAGCAUCCAACGGUAGUUCGCUGUUCUCUCAAUCCAUUUGGUUACUAUGCUUUACAUUUUCCCUCUGUUAUCACCUAUUUAUGACUUCUAUCAGUAGCUAUCAAUUUGAUCUUCUUUCAGGUCAUUCCUGAUUCUUUGACUACUUUAUCUCAAUUUUUAAGUCAUGUGAGGCAUCAAUUUGAUAUCAGAGGUCAGUUUCUUUUUAAAGUUUAGACCGCUUAUGAAGCUGGAUGUCAUAUCAGUGACCAGUGACUUCUUUUCAUCAGACCAUCUGCUAGGUGAUGCUGACAGACAGCAUAGUGCCAGGGCUGAAGGAGGAAGGACACAGCAUGUCGGUGGACACAAUGAUGCCUCACCUUUUAAUUUAUCCCCAGAGCAAAGAGGUCUGCCCACGCCUGCGUGCUUGGCAGAAAUUCUCCUCUCUACGAGGCAGCUGUUCACAGAACGAGUUGGAGAAUGCUUUUACGUAUGCAUAAACUGAUUGACCACCUAUUUCUUCAUUUCUUCGAGUUUUUAUAUUAUGCCUUAAUUCAUUAGAGAUGGUUCUCGUUCCUUCUACCUUGCGUACUUUCUUUUGUUUCUGAGGGUUCAAAUAUUCUCUUCUUCCUGUUACCAAAUUAUUUUUUUCAGUACUUCAAGACUAUCCCGCCAAGAGAGAUAAUGUUUUUUGUACACAUGAUGGCAAUGAUUUGAAUACGUAAAAUUUAUUUUAAAAACCAUGCGCUUUGGGCUGUAAAUAGGAUCUUUCUGCCUUGUGCUUAUGAUCGACUCUUAACAUUCAAAAACUUAUUCAAUUGGUAAAGCAGUAAGACUACUAUGGUGUACAUAUUUCAGCCUGCUUGGCGUUAUGAUGUCAAUUUAUCAGGGUAUGUUUUUGGCUCGACUUCAGAAAGCCAUGUGGUGUGCCAUAGAAGGAUCUUUCAAAUGCUGUGUAUGCUUGUGGUGACUUCAAAAAAUAGAUUCAGUUGUGUAUGAAAUAGAAAAUCUACCUAUCAAAUUUUUCAAUAAGUGUAACUAGCCCAACAAUACCGAGUGAUGAUAUGGCUUAGUGCUAGUCUGGCCUACUCAUUUUCGGCAUAUAUCUUUGUGCCCAUGACUGAACAGUAUUGCCCACUGUUUAAUAGAAUUGACCGUACAAUUUCUUUUGAGGACUAUCGAGAUAUGUAUGUGUUGCUUACGGCCUUGAUUGAUUAAGGUUGUUUGAAUUAGUAACAUAUUGAACAUAUUAGAUGUAAAAUCAAAGUCAGAUCCAUUUCGACCCAUUUUUAAAGAUUUUAUUCAAACCGUGCAUUACCUUUAAAUGUUUUAGCAUUGUAAUUCAGUUAAGUCUUACUUCUAAAUUUCUGCUUUCUUCAUUGCCGCAGAGUUGAGUGCACUUUGACAUUUUUCAAAGGUUCUUAUCAAACAAAUAAUAUGCUUGAAAGAGGAUACCUAUGGAAGUAUACCUUCCCUCGCUUCUUUAUUAUGCCAGUCCAAGCCCCAAAUCUAGAUCCCACCACUCAGAACUGAUUUCUUUCUCACUUUCUAAAAGAGGAAAAAAAUGAACGUUUUGAUAAAAUACUUUUCCUGUCUAGGACUUUUCCAGUUAUGAAAGAUCUCUCUUUUUUCUAACUCUUCCGUUUCACCUAGAUCUGGGCUCACUGCAUUCGUCUUUUCCAUCAAGAUUAGUUUUUGAUAAUUUUCUUCCUUGAUUGAGGAAUAAGACCGUGCUAAUUGAUCUUCUGUGUUUUUUGAGAACUAAAGGUUUCCACUGUGGAUGCAUGUCAAUGGAUCAUAUUACGGUGUCCCCCUUUACAUCCACUUUUGCAUUGCCCACAACCAUGUCUGGUGCAGCUUCUGGAACCAAAUUUGGGAUAGGAUCCCUUCUGACAGGCACAUUGUUGCUUUAGUCUCAUGGCGACAAUAUGCCCAACUCCUAUCUUUUGACGAACAGCUCGUUCUCUAUUGGUAGAUACAUCCAUCAUGGUGAUAUGGAGUACCGUUUCUAAUGAAGUAGCUUUUUUUUUCCUUCAUAUUUGUCCUUGUUUGAUAGUGGAACCGAAACCAAGAAUGGUAAAUUCCCCUGCGUAAUUUGUUAUUUGAGAAUCAAAAGAUGAGUAGAAAGGCUUCUGGAAUCACUUGCUAUGAUAGAUCGGAUCUUGAUUUCAGACUGAAAUAUUUCUGUUCGUUUUUAAAAGACAAACUUCAGAUUUCUCAUACAACUAGAAUUGCUACUUCAUCGAUUAAUUUUCAUGGUAAAUUUAUGAAUUUUACUGCAUAUUUCGUGUGAUCAAGAUUUUUUUUCUUGAUAGUGGUCUACUAAUGAGCAGGAACUUGCAAAAGAAUUGGAGGACCAGGCCAAUGUCACUGAUCCAUUGGCACGAUCAAUGAUCCAAUCUAGGGCAGUAAGAUAUGGAACUUUGUUUCAAAAUUUUGGUUCUUUGUUCCUCGAGCUUGGUCGGACAGUUAUGACAUUACGUAUGGGUCAAACACCAGUGAGUUCAUUUUAAUGAUUCAUAUUCAGUUUCCCGAUUUAGUUUCACUGGCACGAGAAACUAUAACACCUCAUUGUGCAGUCGGAAGCUGUCGUGAAUGCUGGACCGGCCAUUUUUGUGUCAUCAACGGGGGCCACUCCUCUGAUGGUUCAGGUGAGAUAGUUUCACCAUAAUUCCUCCCUCGUUUUACCCUAAUCUCCUCCCCAGUAUGUUGACUCGUCUCUUGCAAGCCUCUUCCCUGGCAGGCGGGAACAAGCUUUGGUGGAAUCCCAAUGGGCAACCAGCAGCCUGGUGGCUUGCCUCAUGGUUCUGGUCUCUUGGCUGGGAAUAUUAACAUAAGGAUACACAGAGGUGUGACAACCUUCUUCCCUUCCCUCUUCCCCGAUGUCCAAGCUACUUCCACUCCCAUCAGUGUUCGUGGACCAAAGCCUCACUGGAUAUUAUCCUCGUUUGAUGAUCGUCAGGGCCUUCGGUACCUGUAGCCGCAGAAAAUGUGAGCGGGCAACCCACUGAAGAGCAACCAUCCGGAACAGCAGAUCCGCCAAGGACAUCUGCAGAAAAUUUAGCUCACCAAGUGUUCCAAGGGCUUUUGUCCAAUGCAUCUAUUCCCCAAGAGUCCGGGCCAAGAGUGGUGCCUCUGAGAACUGUGGUUGCUGUACCCGCUGGAGUCUCCCGUCCUCCACCACCAGAUUCUUCUGGCGGUGCGGUGGGAUUGCUCUAUCCUCUUUAUGCAGGGUUUCAUCAAAGAAUCCCAGGAACCUUGGAUGACGCAAGGAUUUCUCAGGUGUCCCUUAGACCAACAGCUCAGCCGCAAACUCCGGAUUCUAUCACCAGAGGUAAUAAGGGUUGCCCUUUCACCCUUGUAGCUUGUAGGUUUAUACCAUUUAUACUGGUUGAUUUCGGCAGAAUGGUAGCAAGCCAACCAAGUCCCAAACUUAGACUAAACGCCUGAAUUUAUUAUUGAUCAAACUGCGCAUAGUGGGAAAUGAUCAUCAUUGUGAAAAACGAUGAGACAAAAAAUUAAGUGGCUGGCUUGGCAGGAGUAUGAGAUUCUUCUGAGUACAUUAAUGGCCAUUCAAAGUUUAUUGGUUUCUGUGUUGCAACCUCAUUAAAUAUUCUUACCCACUUUAUUUGAAGAGUUGCAUUUAUCCAGUUAAGAAGUGUUCAUAGAACAGUUGUCUGAUUUCCGUUGGAUCUUUUACUAUUCGUGUACUGUCCGUCACAUGGUUUUCUGUCUUGCCAGUACAAUGCUGGUCGUGGACCUCGAUUUUCUGAUUUUUAGGGGGUUUGACUUUAGUGAAGAAUUGACCUCCGCAACACUCUGGGCUUUUCCAGCCUACGAUUUUGUAGCUGCCGGUGCUUAGCCUAAUAUGCUGCAGCUUAUCUUUCUGAGGCUGACUCCUCAUUCUAAUGCGGAGGGGUUAAGACUUUCAAAGAAAUUGACUAGUGGGUGUGCUUAAUGACCUGAGACUCUCUAGGGUAGACUUUUUUAUGGCUUUUGACUUUAGUUCGUGUCCUAUCCUGAGUCAAAAUCAGACAGCAGUCCUGUGCGGGUCUUCUCUGUGGGAGGAUGGAAGCUUCUCUCUCUAUCAUCUGUAUCUGGGAUCUACAUAGAAAUAUUUUCAUAUCCUCAGACCUAAUGCUCUCCUCCAUUCCAACCCCUUGCUCUCCAGGGCCCUCUGCAGCCUCCACGCCUCCUAGUGGACAGGUGACCUCGCCCAUUAAUGGCGAACAAGCUCCCGAGGGAGAACAGGGCAGCGCCGCCCAAGAUCCUGUUACUCCGUUUGGGGAAGAUGCCCAGGGGGGAGUGGGCGGCGAUGGGCUGUUCUUCUCCAGCUUAGUUCGUCAACUCAUGCCAUUUAUAUCUGAGAAUGCAUCAGAGGCAGGGGGUAGCUCGUCUUCAGGGCGAGUAAGUGACAGAAAACUUCCCCUUGAUUGUAUCAUGGCUUUAGUAUGGGGGAAAAAAAUCUUUCUUUGA